Molecule: messenger RNA, 939 nt
Organism: Didymodactylos carnosus
Lineage: Eukaryota; Metazoa; Rotifera; Eurotatoria; Philodinida; Philodinidae
Source: the annotation of a GenBank genome assembly
AUGGUUAUAAUAAGAUUGAAUUUAGAAAAACGAACUGUUACUUAUUUAAAAGUUGACAAGAUAAUGGAUCCAAUUAAACAGUUUCCACCAUCAUCAGCACCUCCACCUUAUCAUGAUAUAACUCUCAUUAAUCCUCAAAUACAACAUCCAACAAGUUUCAAUACUAUUGAACGUACAAGUUAUCAAUCAUCAUCAAAUGAUCGAAUGUCUAAAUUCCAAGAUAUUGUUAAUAGAUAUGAAAUUAACAGAGAUUUUGCCACAAGAUUAAGACAUCUAGAAGGUUAUGAAAUUGUUUUUAUUGUUGAUGAUUCUGGCUCAAUGAACGCACCAUUAGAUAUUACUUUCGUCGUGCCGCCUGCUGGUCCAACGCCAAUUGUACCCAUUUUGAGACAAGUUUUGCGUGACAAACAAGCAGAAAUACAAGAACGAAAAUUGUUAAUAUUGAUUGCCACAGCAAAACCCGAUUCAUCGGCCGGAAGAUGUCGGACCCGGUCUGAUCUUGUCCAACAUCUUCCGGCACGGAUUCCGGCAUGGUCCGGUAUGGUUGCUGCCGGAUUUUACCAAAUUCCACCAACUUCCGGCAUGUUCCGAUGUUGGAUCCGGCAGGAUCCCGACGCCGGAAUGGACGACCUGGACGGAAUUCCGACCGAUGAGGGCGGACGACGAGAUAUUAAAACGCUGGAACACGUACUAAAACAUGAACGAAAUCCAGCUAAUCGCAUACCGGUAACAUUUAUAGCAUGUACAGAUGAUGAUGAUUGCAUAGGAUAUCUCAAUAGUUGGGACAAGAAUAUAGCUCAUGUUGAUGUUGUGGAUGAUUAUCGAAAUGAGAAGAAAGAAAUUUUGAAUGUACAAGGAAAAGGUUUCCCAUUUAGUUAUGGUGAUUACGUGGUGAAAGUUCUUAUGGCCGUUGAUUUUCGUACAAAAUAUUCAGCUUAG